Penicillium subrubescens is the source of this 1356-nucleotide messenger RNA. RefSeq lists its product as uncharacterized. Gene Ontology annotation, biological process: DNA replication checkpoint signaling; mitotic intra-S DNA damage checkpoint signaling; DNA repair. NCBI's taxonomy places the organism in Eukaryota, Fungi, Ascomycota, Eurotiomycetes, Eurotiales, Aspergillaceae. Bases 1 to 1356 code for a protein of 451 amino acids. Gene Ontology annotation, cellular component: checkpoint clamp complex. The record is from RefSeq and is a predicted model, not a curated record. The transcript is spliced from 6 exons.
AUGACAACAAUUUCGCUCUCGCUAGCCCCGCCGGCGUUAGUACGGCUUCACGACGUGCUCAUAUGCUUGUCUAAAUUCAGUGACACAGUCGCCAUUGAAGCGGAGCAUGAUCUGCUUCGAUUAAGUGCGUUGAACUCCACUAAGACCGCGUUUGCGUCGUUUGCGUGUGAGAGGGAGGUGUUUUUCGAGGCGUACUCUUUUACGGUGCGGCGGAGUGCGGCUAGUAAUGGAGGGGAUCGAUUCUAUUGUCAGAUUCUUAUCAAAGCACUCUUGUCCAUCUUCCGCGGAAGAGUCGACCGGAAUAAAGACACUGCGGUUGAGCGAUGUGACAUGGAGCUUCACGAAGACCCGCAGCAAACAGAGUGUCGGUUGACAGUCAAGAUGAUAUGCGGACUAGGCGUGAUCAAGUCAUACAAGCUCACCUACGAGCCUGCGUCAAUUCAACACGCCGUCUUCGACAGAAGCAGAGCCACUAACCAGUGGACUGCAGACCCGCGAUUUCUUAAGCAGGUCAUUGAGCAUUUUAGUCAGUCUGCAGAGCAGCUUGAUAUGUACUCUGACUCUGGCAAGGCGGUGUUUACGAGCUUUACGACGAAGAUUAUGGAAGGAAAAGAGGUUCUCAAAUACCCCGUGCAUACCUCUGUCGCCACGGACAAGCGCGACUUUGAAGAAUUCCUAGUCGAGGACAACAUGCAUAUCGCCAUUAAUCUUAAAGACUUCAAAGCCGCCGUUGCCCACGCCGAGACCGCAAAUGCAACUAUAACAGCCCGAUACACCCAACCCUGCAAACCGCUCCAGCUAGCAUACGACUAUGAAGGUGUAAACGCCGAAUUUACCAUCAUGACCCGCGGCGAGAUCGACGGCGAGGCUGCACCGACCUCCUCACGUGCGGCGAUCCGAGAACUCUCACAGCGACAAACACCCGCGGCGCCAAUCUCAGUACGUCGAAACGAAACACCUCGCGAAGCCACUCAGAACCUGCAGAUGCCCCCACCGCCGCCACGAGCACGAUCAAUUCGGCCGUUAAAUGGGACAUCAACGCAGGAGCAUUUGUCGCGGUCGACGGCGAGCGAGAGGCCAAGUGCAUCGGCUCUUUCGAUGGAGUAUGAUAGUCUGUUUGUGCCGGCGGAUGAUGAUCGCCAGUGGGACGAAAUGAAUGAGGAGGAAGAGGAGCCACAAGAUAUUCUGGGCUGGGAUGCCAGUGGGCGACCGGAUGCAUUUGAGGGUACACUCCGAGAUGAGGAGCCUGAUUUCUCGAGGACGGGAAGUAAGACCAUCCAAGAGGCGAAAGAUGAGAUGGGAAUCCCACCGACACAGCGGAUAUCGCAGGUCCGCGGAUUUGGCCUUUUCGACUGA